UCAAUGCUAAUCUGGCAUCUCUAUCAGAUAGGUUUUUGAAGGGUUGGUUGCGCGAAUAUAAUUGUUUUUUAUUCACAGCGUGGAAAUUAUUUGUAUGCAAUUACUGUUCGUAUUGAAACUUCCUUUUUAAGCUUACAACAGUUACCAUAGAGAAUUUUAAAAUGGGUGAAGUAGACGAUACAGCAAAGAAGGUCCAGGAAUACAAAGAUAAUCUAAUAAAAAAGGCUGAAGAACUCAUUAUUAAAGGAUUUCCUGAAAAAAUCGUCAAGCUGAAUGAUUUGCUUUCGACUCCUCAAUUUUCCGAAAGAAACUUUUCCGAUGUGUAUCAGGAUCUUAACAUUCCAGUGCCAGAUCCGAUCGAGCUGAACAAUACUGAGCCGAUGAAAAGCGAAUCUGAUGAACCGACUGCAAAACGUUCUCGUAUUGAUUUAUCUACGAUUAGUGGUACAAGAGUAAUGGCAUUACCGAAUGGUCGCGUCCAAUGUAAUACACCUAUUUGUGAGCUAAUCAAAGUUGUCAAACCAGUUAUCCGAGCUUUGGUAGAAGAUUCCAAUCUACUUAAAAUGUGGAUCUCGUUUAUGAUUCCCAAGAUUGAGGAUGGCAAUAACUUUGGAGUUUCCAUCCAGGAAGACACUUUAGCUGAAAUUCAAUCAGUUGAAACUGAAGCUGCUGCUUUCUUUGAUCAAAUUUCUAGAUACUUUGUGUCCCGAGCGAAGGUAGUAUCUAAAGUUGCAAAGUAUCCACAUAUUGAUGAUUAUCGUCGCGCCGUUCAAGAACUUGACGAAAAAGAAUUUUUAAGUUUGUGGUUGGUGUUAAGUGAAGUAAGAAACCGUUAUUGUUCAUUGCACGACAUUGUCAUCAAAAAUAUGGAAAAAUUGAAAAAACCACGAUCAUCUAAUGCCGAAAGCUUAUAUUAAUAACGCAUAAUUGACAACGGUAUAUCGGCCAUCGAUGUUUAAAGUAUGGGAAACUCAACAACUUCGCUUUAGUUUUCACAGCCCAAGCAACCUAAGUACUGUAUGCAAACAGCAGGAGUUAUUCAACAGGCUAAGCUCUGAUAUAAGGGAUUUGGCAGAAUCAGCCGACAGCUAUAACUAAUUGAAAGUCACUACAGCAUUCAUGUUCAGUUGUAAGAGAUUCAUUAUAUUUCUAUACAUCUUAAGAAACUGGCCGGAAAUACAUAAAAUGGUUUUAGUUUUACAUGAGCUUGAUAAAACUGCUGGCAAGAUAAGGGCUAUUAAAUUUCAAUUCCCAAGAAAAGGCAUUAAAUAUACAUUUUAGAGAUA
Wyeomyia smithii (pitcher-plant mosquito) is the source of this 1286-nucleotide messenger RNA. RefSeq names its product proteasome activator complex subunit 3 (gene REG). The record is from RefSeq and is a predicted model, not a curated record. Gene Ontology annotation, biological process: regulation of proteasomal protein catabolic process; positive regulation of endopeptidase activity; regulation of G1/S transition of mitotic cell cycle. The coding region runs from base 162 to 917 and encodes 251 amino acids. The transcript is spliced from 4 exons. Gene Ontology annotation, molecular function: endopeptidase activator activity. Gene Ontology annotation, cellular component: proteasome activator complex; cytoplasm; nucleoplasm. NCBI's taxonomy places the organism in Eukaryota, Metazoa, Arthropoda, Insecta, Diptera, Culicidae.